Molecule: messenger RNA, 1632 nt
Organism: Lepus europaeus (European hare)
Lineage: Eukaryota; Metazoa; Chordata; Mammalia; Lagomorpha; Leporidae
Product: tripartite motif-containing protein 26-like
Exons: 7
Coding region: 1-1632 (543 amino acids)
Molecular function (GO): zinc ion binding; protein binding
Source: RefSeq, a predicted model, not a curated record
AUGGCUGCUGCCUCCCCGCUGAGAAACCUGGAGGACGAGGUGCUGUGCUCCAUCUGUCUUGGCUUCUUGAGAGACCCAGUGACCAUUGACUGUGGUCAUGUCUUUUGCUACCACUGCAUCAUUAAGGUCUGUGAAUCUUCUAGGCAGCCGUUAAACUGUUCUCUUUGCAAGACAGCUUUUAAGAAGGAGAACAUGCGCCAUGUGUGGCAGAUGGCCAGCUUGGUGGAGAACAUCUGGAGGAUGAAGGUAGAUGAGGAGAGACAGCCCAGAGAGGAAAGACCGCCUGAGCAGAAGGCAGCGAAGCUGUGUGGGCGACAUCUGGAGAAGCUGCACUACUACUGCAAGGACGACCAGCAGAUCCUGUGUGUGAUGUGUCGGGAGUCCCGGGAGCACCGGCACCACGCUGCCGUUCUCUUGGAGAAGGCUGCACAGCCUUAUCGGGGUAAAAUUCUAAAUCAUCUGAAGGUUCUGAAGGGAGACAGAGAUAGAAUUCAGAAUUUUCAGUCCACAGGAGAGGAUGAAAUUCAGGCUUUGCUGACAAAAUUCCAGAACCAGAAGCAAGACAUUGCAUCCCUGUUUGAACAGGGCCAUCAAUUCUUGAGAGAAAGGGAGCAGUACCUUUUGGAGUGGCUGGUGGGGCUGGAACAGGAGCUCACGGAAGGGAGGAAUAGCCACGUCACCAAGGGCUCCGAGGAGGUGGUCCGGCUCGUGGCUCUGAUCGCAGACUUAGAGAAGAAGGCUCGGCAGCCAGCACUUGAACUUUUGCAGGAUCCAAGUGACAUAUUAAGCAGGUAUCCUCGGAAGAAGUUCUGGAUUGAAAAGCCUAUCAGUCCUGCAAUCAAAAAACGAGCAGAAGAAUUUUCAGAUAAACUUGCUUCUUUAGAGAAAGGACUCAGAGGAUUCCAUGGAAAGUUGAUGAGGGAUCUGGAAUAUAAAACAAUGAGAAUCAUCCUGAAUUCUCAGACAGCCAAUGGCUACCUCUCAGUGUCUCCAAAUGGGAAGAGUAUGAUAUUCACUGGCUUAUGGAUGAACAAAUACCAACACGGUCAGCGAUUUGAUCCUGAGCCUGGUGUGCUGGGCAGCAAUGGCUUCACAUGGGGCAAAGUAUACUGGGAAGUCAAAGUGAACAGAAUCUGGUGGGGAGCAGAGGAGGAAGAAGAAGCAAUGCGGUACAGGGGUGGAGCCAGAGGUGUGUUUGGCAGUAGCUAUUUUAGUGGAUUCUUAGGCAUCGCUGAUGAAUAUGGUUCUCCUGGAUAUAGAAAUGAGAAUGAAGAGUUGGAGGAGGAAUGGUCUCAGGAAAAUGGACUAUGGCCCAAAUUCUGCGUAGUAGGGGUGGCAAGAGAGUCAGUGGUAAGAAGAGGAUUUCUCAACUUCACCCCUGAGGAGGGAUUCUGGACUCUGCAGCUGUCUUCAGCUGGAGUCUGUGUAUGCACUGGCUCUGAUCCCUUCCAGAUUCUGUCCUACUGUCCAAGAAUGAUUGGAGUUGCUUUGGAUUAUGAUGGAGGGAAGGUAACCUUUACCAAUGCUAGAACUCAAGAGUUCAUCUACGAAUUCUCAUCUUCCUUCACUGGGAGAAUUUUUCCUUUCCUGUGGCUUAAUUGCGUGAGAUCCAGACUUACACUGAGACCCUGA